Messenger RNA from Melanotaenia boesemani (Boeseman's rainbowfish), 427 nucleotides. It is a transcript of the gene rpl37, whose product is annotated as ribosomal protein L37. Gene Ontology annotation, molecular function: RNA binding; structural constituent of ribosome. NCBI's taxonomy places the organism in Eukaryota, Metazoa, Chordata, Actinopteri, Atheriniformes, Melanotaeniidae. The record is from RefSeq and is a predicted model, not a curated record. Gene Ontology annotation, biological process: translation. Gene Ontology annotation, cellular component: ribosome; cytosolic large ribosomal subunit. The transcript has 4 exons. The coding region runs from base 96 to 389 and encodes 97 amino acids.
ACACAUUUCUAUGUUGAACAGGAAACAGCACGGAUGUAAUUUCAUGCAACGCAAGUUCCUUUUCCGGCCUCUUUUCCUUUAGCCACCGGACUAAAAUGACGAAGGGGACAUCAUCUUUCGGUAAGCGUCGGAACAAGACGCACACCUUGUGCCGUCGUUGUGGGUCCAAGGCCUAUCACCUGCAGAAGUCCACCUGUGGCAAGUGUGGCUACCCCCAGAAACGCAAGAGAAAGUACAACUGGAGUGCAAAGGCCAAGAGGAGGAACACCACUGGGACUGGCCGUCUGAGACACCUGAAGGUUGUCUACCGCAGAUUCAGAAAUGGUUUCCGUGAAGGCACCACCCCCAAACCCAGACGUGCUGCAGUGGCUGCCUCCAGCUCAUCCUAAACACAUUUUUGGUUAAAUAAAUGUGAUGUUAAACAGGG